Racocetra persica is the source of this 676-nucleotide messenger RNA. The record is from the annotation of a GenBank genome assembly. NCBI's taxonomy places the organism in Eukaryota, Fungi, Glomeromycota, Glomeromycetes, Diversisporales, Gigasporaceae.
GCUUCUUCACUUUACGACACUCAUUUUGACAAUGGAUACGGAAGAUAAUAUUCAAGAAGUUCUUGGGUCUGAAGAAGAAGUUGGCUCUGGCAAUGAAACUGAAGAAGGGGAAGACGAUUCAUUUGAAGAUUCUUCUGAAGAAAUGGAAGAAUCUUCGGAGGGUGAAUCUGAAGCAGAAGAAGAAGAACCAAAAUUGAAAUAUAAGCGUCUUGAGGCCGCUGAAAUAUUAAAAAAAGACGCUGCAAGUACAUUGGCAGUAUCCGCUCGCUUCGUGGCUUUGGGAACACACAACGGCGGUGUCUUCAUAUUAGACUUUGAUGGAAACCUGAUCAAACGAUUUUCAUCACAUACAGCAACUGUCAACGAUCUGUCAAUAGAUACAGCCGAGGAAUAUGUUGCCAGCAAAGUCGUCAUCCAUGGAAUGUAUGUUGACUCCGUCCAAGUUUUUAACUAUCGACGUCCACUCAAAUGUGUCGCGCUAGAUCCUGAUUUUAGCAAGAAAGAUACUCAACAAUUUGUAUCAGGUGGCUUGGCUGGUCAACUAAUCUUGAAUGAAAAAGGUUGGUUUGGCCAGAAGCAAGACAAAGUACUUCAACAUUCUGGGGAAGGUCCAAUAUAUGCCGCAAGAUGGAAAGGAACACUAAUCGCUUACGCUAAUGACGAAGUACAAAAUUAA